Pisolithus orientalis is the source of this 2774-nucleotide messenger RNA. RefSeq names its product ATPases of the AAA+ class. Gene Ontology annotation, molecular function: ATP binding; ATP hydrolysis activity. The transcript is spliced from 6 exons. NCBI's taxonomy places the organism in Eukaryota, Fungi, Basidiomycota, Agaricomycetes, Boletales, Pisolithaceae. Bases 344 to 2563 code for a protein of 739 amino acids. The record is from RefSeq and is a predicted model, not a curated record.
AGGGACAUCACAAUCUACGAUUUCACAGAUCUCUUCCCCCUGAAGUAUUUCAACCAUAGUGCAAGUGUACAUCCACUCACAAAGCUCGCGUCGGUGACGAUCAUUACGCUACCCUUGCAAUGCCCUGUGUGACACUUUAAUCUGUUGCAAUGCUGCGCUUCUCAGCUUCCGCUCGUAGAAGUAACGAGACCCUCGAUUCCACGAAAAAAUGCCCUGCCACACGUGACGCUAAAGUACAAGCGGACCCCUUUUAUCUCGGUCAAACCAGUCGACCACGCAACCUCCCCGAAGCCAGCCCUCUGGUACCUACCUGCUUGCUAAUCAAAAUAUUUCACGACCCAAAAUGGAGUCUGCUGCAAGAGAUAAAUGGGAAUAUCAAAAGCGGGUCGAGGGAGUAAAGAACGAUGCCAUCGAUAAAAUCAUGGCCAUGAUCGGACUGGAGGAGGUGAAAGAACAAUUGCUAUGCAUAAAGGCGAAGAUCGAUACCCUGAAGCGUCAAGAGGUGGCCUUACACGAAGAGAGUUUCAACCUUGUCUUGCUCGAGAAUCCCGGUACAGAGAAAACUGCUGUUGCAAAGCUAUAUACGCAAUUCCUGGCAUCCGUUCAGGUACUUCCUGGCGAGGCCUUCCAGGAAACCACAGGUUCAUCCCUCGCCGAUGACGGUGUCAAUGGAGUAAAAUGGCUCACUGAGGGUGUUCUUAGGGCAGGCGGUGGGGCGGUUUUUAUCGAUGAAGCACAUCAACUCGUCAGUGAUUAUGAUCGGUCCAGUACUAGAUCAGCACAGGUUGUGCAGCGCCUCCUCGCAGAAAUGGAGAAGCAGGUUGGAAAGCUGGUUUUCAUCCUUGCGGGAUACACCAAGGAGAUGGAGAAAUUCCUCAAGCACGAUCCGGAGGUACCCAGUCAUAUUCCCUACAGCCUUCAACUUGCAGAUUAUACGGACGCAGAGUUCAUUAUCAUGCUCGAAGAUCUGAUUCUUAAGCGGUACAAAGGUCGAAUGCAGGUUGAGGGUGGUGUCCGUGGACGCUAUGCACGAGUUGCGGUCAAGCACCUUAGUCGGAGAAGAGAGCAGCCUGGGUUCGGAAACGCACGUGCACUGCGGAACAUGUUUGCAAAGACAUGUGAGCGGCAGGCUCAGCGGGACCAGAAGGCACGCACAUCCGGCACACCGGCAGAUGAUUUCUUCAUGUCUAAGGAGGACCUCAUUGGCCCCGAUCCGUCCAAGGCUCUUCCGGACAGUGCUGCAUGGGCGAAGUUACAUACCCUCAUCGGCCUCGAGCCUGUGAAAGAAUCAGUUCGCAGCUUCUUCGUUCUCGUAGAGACAAACCAUCAGAGAGAACUGGCUGGGAUGGAACCGAUGGCAAUAUCCCUCAACAGGGUGUUUCUAGGGUCCCCCGGUACAGGGAAGACGACUGUGGCCCAAUUAUAUGGCAAAAUUCUUGCAGAGCUGGGUCUCCUGAGCAACGGCGAAGUGGUGGUAAAGAACCCGGCAGAUUUUAUUGGGGAAUACCUUGGACAAUCAGAGAAGAAUACAAAAACCACCUUGAACAGUACCAUUGGGAAGGUGCUUGUUAUAGACGACGCGUAUCUGCUGUUCGGCAAGAGUACGGGCAAACGAGAUUCCCUCAAAACAUCUGUCAUCGACGCAAUGGUGGCAGAGAUUCAAAGCAUCCCAGGGGAAGAUCGUUGCGUCCUGCUACUCGGAUAUAAGGAACACAUGGAAGAGAUGUUCCAGAAUGUCAACCCUGGACUAGCGCACCGUUUUGCCAUAGAGAAUGCUUUCAUCUUCGACGAUUUUACCGAGCCUCAAUUGAUGCAAGUCCUGGAUUUGGAGCUAAAAAACCAGGACCUCUCUGCUACCAAUGAUGCGAAACGUGUGGCACGAGACCUCCUCAGUCGAAUGAAAAAUAGGCCUAAUUUCGGAAAUGCUAGUGAAGUGGAGAAUCUACUAGGCUUGGCCAAAGCUCGGUAUCAGAAACGCAUGGCAACAAUCCCAGCAGCACGGAGAGCACAGGUCACCUUCGAACCUCAAGACUUUGAUCCUGAUUAUAAGCGAGAUCAGAACGCAUCUGCCAAUCUAGCCAAAUUGUUCGAAGAUGUUGUGGGGUGCGACAACAUCAUCAAGAAGCUGGAAGACUACCAAAAAAUUGCACGUGCGAUGAAGGCCCAGGGACUGGAUAUGCGGACUCAGAUACCCAGCAACUUCAUCUUCAAGGGGCCUCCUGGUACGGGAAAGACAGGUACAGCCAGGAAACUCGGUCAAGUGUACUACGACAUGGGGUUCCUGUCUUCGACAGAUGUGGUAGAGUGCUCCGCAUCAGACCUCGUUGGUCAGCAUGUCGGACACACUGGCCCACAGACGAAGGCAGUCUUUGAAAAGGUUCUCAGAAAGGUUCUCUUCGUCGACGAAGCCUACCGCCUACGUGAAGGGAAGUUUGCGAAGGAAGCCAUGGAUGAAAUCGUGGGGCUGAUGACACAGGAGAGAUACAUGGACAAGCUUAUCAUCGUCCUUGCCGGCUACGAAGAUGAGAUGAAUGCACUUCUACAAGUAAAGUCGCUUCGCUGAGGAAAUCGUCUUCCAGAACAUGACCCCCGAACAAUGCUUGAUGCUCUUGGACAAGGACCUGUGUAAGAAUGGGAUUAACAUUGCGCAGCUCAAAAAUCCGUCGUCAGCCGAGUAUCUCACAAUGAGGGAUAUUAUCGAGGACAUGUCAUAUUUGCCUUCGUGGGGGAAUGCUCGAGACGUAAAGACGAUUGGACAGCGGAUGGUACGGAAA